AUGAAACUUAUCUUAAUAUUUGUAUCAUUGAUCACCAUUACAUCAGCUGCCAUGACCUUCACUCUUGGGGCCCACGAAACUGCAUGUUUUGGAGUGUUUACUGAAAAACCUCGUACAGCAAUUAGUUAUUAUUUUGCCGUUCAAAGUGGUGGAUCAUUCGACAUUGAUUUCUCCAUUAAGAAUCCAAGAGGUGAAAUAGUUGAUUCGGAUACCAAACAAAGACAAGGAGAUUUUGUUUUCAAUGCUGACUUACCAGGGGAAUACAUGUUAUGUUUCAACAAUGGAAUGUCAACAUAUGCUGAUAAAGUAAUUGAUUUUGAAAUCAAGGCUGAAAAUGAAGAUGAAACCAAAGAAUUCAGAGCUAACAUGCCAGCUCAACCAAAUGCCAAACCUAUGGCUCAUGUUGAAAGUAUGGGUAAAACUGUCGAUAGAAUUGAUCAACAAUUAGAUGGUUUAUUAAGAACUAUUCAAUAUUAUAAAACAAGAAAUAACAGAAAUCAAGCUACCGUUAAAUCCACUGAAUCUAGAAUUUAUUACUUUUCAAUCUUUGAAGUAUUGUUAAUGGUUGGAAUGGCUGGUUUACAAAUCACUGUAGUACAAUUAUUCUUCAAAGGUUCAAGAAAGCAAUUAGUUUAA
Molecule: messenger RNA, 636 nt
Organism: Yamadazyma jaroonii
Lineage: Eukaryota; Fungi; Ascomycota; Pichiomycetes; Serinales; Debaryomycetaceae
Source: the annotation of a GenBank genome assembly